Messenger RNA from Ipomoea nil (Japanese morning glory), 1246 nucleotides. RefSeq names its product glutamate 5-kinase. NCBI's taxonomy places the organism in Eukaryota, Viridiplantae, Streptophyta, Magnoliopsida, Solanales, Convolvulaceae. Bases 66 to 1043 code for a protein of 325 amino acids. The record is from RefSeq and is a predicted model, not a curated record. Gene Ontology annotation, molecular function: kinase activity. The transcript is spliced from 12 exons. Gene Ontology annotation, cellular component: cytosol.
AUCCUUGUAUUUGUUACUCGAUCCCCUUGAGCAGCCAACGCUAACAGUGUCAACACAAGUUCAAUAUGGAGCAACAGAAUACCAAACCCAUCCGCUGCAUCGUCAAACUCGGAGGAGCGGCCAUUACAUGUAAAAAUGAAUUAGAAACCAUAGACGAGGAGAACCUUAUGAUAGUUUCAUCACAGCUCCGGCAAAGUUUGAUGUUUGGUUCUGCUUCUCAGAAAGUUGCUGGAAUGGACUGGAGUAAAAGGCUUGGAUUCUCUGAACCUCCAACAGUUAACAGUGAUUUUAGUGAUCAACCGGUUGUUGGUUCCAAGAGUUUUAUUGUUGUUCACGGGGCAGGUUCUUUUGGACACUUCCAAGCUAGCAAAUCUGGUGUUCAUAAGGGUGGGUUGAGCCAACCUCUUGUCAAGGCUGGUUUUGUUGCUACACGUAUAUCUGUUACAUCCCUCAAUCUUGAAAUUGUCAGAGCUCUAGCAAGAGAGGGUAUUCCUUCGAUUGGAAUGUCACCGUUCUCUUGUGGUUGGUCAACUUGUCAAAGAAAUAUGGAUGCAGCCGACGUGUCUAUGGUGGUUAAUGCUAUUGAUGCCGGUCUCAUCCCUGUUUUGCAUGGAGAUGCAGUACUAGAUAGCUCACAGGAAUGCACUAUACUGAGUGGAGAUGUGAUCAUAAGCCAUUUGGCAGCAAAAUUGAAGCCAGAAUAUGUCGUUUUCCUUACAGAUGUUUAUGGUGUAUAUGACCGCCCACCUACAGAACCCAACGCUGUACUUCUCCAAGAAAUAGCCGUGCGUGAAGAUGGGAGCUGGUCUGUAGUGAAGCCAACCUUACAAGGCACAGGCAAACCAGAAUUCACUGUGGCUUCCCAUGAUACAACUGGUGGUAUGGUUACCAAAAUAUCUGAAGCUGCAAUGAUUGCAAGACUGGGAAUCGAUGUAUACAUUGUGAAGGUGGGAACUGAACACUCAGUCCGGGCCCUUGAUGGAAGCCUGAGAGGCGAAAUUCCUAAUGAUUGGCGCGGAACAGCAAUUCGACUUGUAAGAUAGAAGACCUAAAGGUGGAAAACAAGUUGUGAAAUGUGAGGGAGUGGGAUCGAUUCCUUUAUACCAUAGGACUGAAGAUGAAGAAGUUGCUUGGAUAUAUCAUUCCUUUCCCCUUCAGGAUAUGAUGUCUACAAAUUUGAAAUCUUUUAAUAUUUCAAAGAGUUAAUUGUUAUUUUGAUCUCAUUAGUUUGAUAGCAUUCUCAUUA